UGGGCGCGCGCCCCUCGGAACCCGGGAAGAGGUGGCUGGGGCGGGGCCGGGGGCAGGGCCAGCGGGAGCCCGGCGCUGAUUGGCCGGCGUGGCCGGCGGGCCCCCGCAGCUGGUUCGUAGCGGGCGCCGCGGCCUGGGCUGGGAUGUGAGGAGCGGCGGUUUCCGGGCUCCGGGCUCCGGGCUCCGGGCUCCGGGUGGCGGCGGCUGCGAGCGGCGGCAGCUGUGAGCGGCGGCAUUGCGGCGCAGGCGGCGGGUGAGGCCAGCGGGCGCCGUCGGCGGCCGGCCCUGUCGGCCGCGGGAUGAGGAAGCGGACCGAGCCCGUCGCCUUGGAGCAUGAGCGCUGCGCCGCCGCGGGCUCGUCCUCCUCCGGCUCGGCUGCCGCGGCGCUGGACGCCGACUGCCGCCUGAAGCAGAACCUGCGCCUGACGGGCACGGGGGCGGCCGAGCAGUGCUGCGCAGCCGACGCGGGAAUGAAACGGGCGCUGGGCAGGCGAAAGGGCCUCUGGUUGCGCCUGAGGAAGAUACUCUUCUGUGUUUUGGGGUUGUACAUUGCCAUUCCAUUUCUCAUCAAACUAUGUCCUGGAAUACAGGCCAAACUGAUUUUCUUGAAUUUCGUAAGGGUUCCCUAUUUCAUUGAUUUGAAAAAACCACAGGAUCAAGGUUUGAAUCACACAUGUAACUACUACCUGCAGCCAGAGGAAGAUGUGACCAUUGGAGUCUGGUAAGUGCUGGUGAGCUCUGUAGCCCUUCCAGCAG
Chlorocebus sabaeus (green monkey) is the source of this 756-nucleotide messenger RNA. NCBI's taxonomy places the organism in Eukaryota, Metazoa, Chordata, Mammalia, Primates, Cercopithecidae. The record is from RefSeq and is a predicted model, not a curated record.